AUGAAAGAUCGAAAGAUCUCGAAGUCCGGGAAUGCUUUUGUUCUGUUUCUAUACCUUUUCGAAAAUCAAACUGGCACGCUGUCCCGGCACCAGAACCAGAACACCAUCCAGGAGCUGCUACAGAACUGCUCGGAUUGCCUGAUGCGGGCGGAGCUGAUAGUGCAGCCUGAGCUGAAAUAUGGAGAUGGCCUACAGCUUGCUCGGAGCAGAGAGCUGGACGAGUGCUUUGCCCAGGCCAAUGACCAGAUGGAAAUCACGGACAGCUUGAUCAGAGAGAUGCGGCAAAUGGGCCAGCCCUGUGAUGCUUAUCAGAAACGACUGCUUCAGCUGCAGGAGCAAAUGCGGGCCCUUUACAAAGCCAUCAGCGCCCCUCGCGUCCGGAGGGUCAGCUCCAAAGGAGGUGGAGGAUACACUUGUCAGAGCGGCUCAGGGUGGGAUGAGUUCACCAAGAGGCUCACCAGCGAUUGUCUGGGGUGGAUGAGACAGCAGAGGACAGAGAUGGACAUGGUGACCUGGGGGGUGGACCUGAUGUCCGUGGAGCAGCACAUCAACAGCCACAGGGGUAUUCACAACGCCAUCGGGGACUAUCGCUGGCAGUUAGACAAAAUCAAGGCUGACUUGCGGGAAAAAUCUGCCAUCUACCAGUUGGAAGAAGAGUAUGAAAAUCUGCUGAAAGCGUCCUUUGACAGAAUGGACCACCUGAGGCAGCUGCAGAACAUCAUCCAGGCCACAUCCCGGGAAAUCAUGUGGAUCAACGACUGCGAGGAGGAGGAGCUGCUCUAUGAUUGGAGUGACAGGAACACCAACAUUGCCCAGAAGCAGGAAGCCUUCUCCAUACGCAUGAGUCAACUAGAAGUUAAGGAGAAGGAGCUCAAUAAGCUGAAACAAGAAAGUGACCAGCUCGUCCUCAAUCAGCAUCCAGCUUCAGACAAGAUAGAGGCCUAUAUGGAUACUCUGCAGACCCAGUGGAGCUGGAUUCUUCAGAUCACCAAAUGUAUUGAUGUUCACCUCAAAGAAAAUGCUGCCUACUUUCAGUUUUUUGAAGAGGCCCAGUCGACGGAGGCCUACCUGAAGGGCCUGCAAGACUCCAUCAGGAAGAAGUACUCCUGUGACAAGAACAUGCCCUUGCAGCGCCUGCUGGACCAGAUAAAGGAGCUGGAGAAAGAACGGGAAAAAAUCCUGGAGUAUAAGCGUCAGGUGCAGAACUUGGUGAACAAGUCCAAGAAGAUCGUCCAGCUGAAACCUCGGAACCCAGACUACAGAAGCAACAAGCCCAUCAUCCUCAGGGCUCUUUGUGACUACAAACAAGACCAGAAAAUCGUGCACAAAGGGGACGAGUGCAUCUUAAAGGACAACAAUGAGCGCAGCAAGUGGUACGUGACAGGCCCGGGAGGCGUCGACAUGCUGGUUCCUUCUGUGGGCCUGAUUAUCCCGCCUCCAAACCCACUGGCCGUCGAUCUUUCUUGCAAGAUUGAGCAGUACUACGAAGCCAUCUUGGCCCUAUGGAACCAGCUCUACAUCAACAUGAAGAGCCUGGUGUCCUGGCACUACUGCAUGAUUGACAUCGAGAAAAUCAGGGCUAUGACCAUCGCCAAGCUGAAAACGAUGCGCCAGGAGGAUUACAUGAAAACCAUCUCUGACCUUGAGUUACAUUACCAAGAGUUCAUCCGAAACAGCCAAGGCUCAGAGAUGUUCGGGGAUGAUGACAAGAGAAACAUCCAGACUCAGUUCACAGAUGCUCAGAAGCACUACCAGACCUUGGUCAUCCAGCUGCCCGGUCACCCCCACCACCAGACAGUAACAACAACUGAAAUCACUCAUCUGGGUUCCUGCCAAGACGCCAACCAUAAGAAUGUGAUCGAAAUCAACCGAGAGACUGACAAGCAGGAGACGUGGAUCCUGAUGGAGCUGCAGAAGAUCCGCCAGCAGAUGGAGCAUUGUGAGGGCCGGAUGUGGCUGAAAAACACCCUCCUGGCCGACCAAGGGUCUUCACACCACAUCACGGUGAAAAUAAAUGAACUGAAGGGCGUGCAGCACGACUCACAAGCAAUUGCUGAAGUUCUCAACCAGCUUAAAGAUAGGCUAGCUAACUUCAGAGGUUCUGAAAAAUUUUGCUACUUACAGAAUGAAGUGUUUGGACUAUUUCAGAAACUGGAAAAUAUCAAUGGUGUGACCGAUGGCUACUUAAAUAGCUUAUGCACUGUGAGAGCACUCCUGCAGGCUCUCCUCCAGGCAGAGGACAUGCUGAAGGUGUACGAAGCCAGACUCACAGAAGAGGAAACCGUCUGCCUGGACCUGGAUAAAGUGGAAGCCUACCGCUGUGGUCUCAAGAAAAUAAAAAAUGACCUGAACCUGAAGAAGUCCCUCUUGGCCACCAUGAAGACAGAACUGCAGAAAGCCCAGCAGAUCCACUCCCAAACUUCCCAGCAGUACCCACUCUAUGAUUUGGAUCUCGGGAAGUUUAGUGAAAAAGUCACACAGCUGACUGAUCGCUGGCAAAGAAUCGAUAAACAGAUAGAUUACAGAUUAUGGGACCUGGAGAAACAAAUCAAACAACUGAGGAACUACCGCGACAACUACCAGGCUUUCUGCAAGUGGCUCUAUGAUGCCAAACGUCGCCAGGAUUCCUUAGAAUCCAUGAAAUUCAGUGAUUCUAACACUGUCAUGAGAUUUUUGAAUGAGCAGAAGAACUUGCACAAUGAAAUAUGUGGCAAACGGGACAAAUCAGAAGAGGUACACAAAAUUGCUGAACUCUGUGCGAAUUCAAUUAAGGAUUAUGAGCUCCAGCUUGCAUCAUACACAUCAGGACUGGAAACCCUACUGAACAUUCCAAUCAAGCGAACUAUGGUUCAGUCCCCUUCUGGGGUGAUUAUGCAGGAGGCUGCAGACAUUCAUGCGCGAUACAUAGAACUGCUUACAAGGUCUGGAGAUUAUUACAGAUUCCUAAGUGAGAUGCUGAAGAGUUUGGAAGAUCUGAAGCUGAAAAAUACCAAGAUCGAAGUUUUGGAGGAGGAGCUCAGACUGGCCCGAGACGCCAACUCCGAAAACUGCAACAAGAACAAAUUCCUGGACCAGAACCUGCAGAAAUACCAGGCAGAGUGUUCCCAGUUCAAAGCCAAGCUUGUGAGCCUGGAGGAACUGAAGAGACAGGCCGAACUGGACGGGAAGUCGGCCAAGCAGAACCUUGACAAGUGCUACGGUCAAAUCAAAGAGCUCAAUGAGAAAAUCACCAGACUCACCUACGAGAUCGAAGACGAAAAGAGGAGGAGGAAGACCGUGGAGGAUCGAUUUGACCAACAGAAAAACGAUUAUGACCAGCUGCAGAAAGCCAGGCAGUGUGAAAAGGAAAACCUGGGCUGGCAAAAACUGGAGUCUGAAAAGGCCAUCAAGGAGAAGGAGUACGAAAUAGAGAGGUUGAGGGUUCUCCUGCAGGAGGAGGGCACCCGGAAGAGAGAAUAUGAGAAUGAGCUGGCAAAGGUAAGAAACCACUAUAAUGAGGAGAUGAGUAAUUUAAGGAACAAGUAUGAAACCGAGAUUAACAUUACGAAGACGACCAUCAAAGAGAUAUCCAUGCAAAAGGAGGACGAUUCUAAAAACCUUAGGAACCAGCUCGAGAGACUCUCGAGGGAGAAUCGGGAUCUGAAGGACGAGAUCGUCAGGCUGAACGACAGCAUCCUGCAGACCACGGAGCAGCGCCGGAGGGCGGAGGAGAACGCGCUCCAGCAGAAGGCCUGUGGCUCAGAGAUCUUGCAGAAGAAGCAGCAUCUGGAGAUAGAGCUCAAGCAGGUCAUUCAGCAGCGCUCUGAGGACAAUGCCAGGCACAAGCAGUCCCUGGAGGAGGCUGCCAAGACCAUCCAGGACAAAAACAAGGAGAUUGAGAGACUCAAAACGGAGUUUCAGGAGGAGGCCAAGCGCCGUUGGGAAUACGAAACUGAACUGGCUAAGGUAAGGAACAGUUACGACGAGGAGAUCAUUAGUUUGAAAAACCAAUUCGAGACGGAGAUCAACAUCACCAAGACCACCAUCCACCAGCUCACCCUGCAGAAAGAAGACGACACCAGUGGCUACCGAGCCCAAGUCGACAAACUCACCAGAGAAAACAGGAGCUUGGCGGAGGAGAUAAAGAGGCUCAAGACCACCCUCGCCCAGACCACAGACAGCCUGCGGAGGGUGGAGGAAAACGUGCUGCAGCAGAAGGCCGCGGGCUCGGAGAUGUCGCAGAGGAAGCAGCAGCUGGAGCUGGAGCUGCGGCAGGUCACGCAGAUGCGAAGCGAGGAGAGCGUGAAGUAUAAGCAGUCUCUCGAUGACGCUGCCAAAACCAUCCAGGAUAAAAACAGGGAGAUCGAAAGAUUAAAGCAGCUGGUGGAAUCAGAGACGAAAGAGCGGGAAUGCCUGCAAGAUGCAAACACCAAACUGCAGCGGGUGCAGUAUGACCUGCAGAAAGCCCACAGCAGCGCCGUGGAGUCCGUCAGCAAGCUGAAGGUCCAGGAGCAGGAGCUCACCCGCCUGAGAAUUGACUACGAGAGGGUUUCCCAAGAGAGGACCGUGAAAGACCAGGAUAUCAGCAGAUUCCAGAACUCGCUGAAAGACCUGCAGCUGCAGAAGCAGAGAGUGGAAGAGGAGCUGAACCGGCUCAAGAGGACGGCCUCCGAAGAGUCUAGCAAGAGGAAGAAGCUGGAGGACGAGCUAGAAGGCAUGAGGAGGUCCCUGAAAGAGCAAGCCAUCAAAGUCACCAACCUGACGCAGCAGCUGGAGCAGGCGUCCAUCGUGAAGAAGAGGAGUGAGGAUGACCUCCGCCAGCAGAGAGACGUGCUGGAUGGCCACGUGAGGGACAAGCAGAAGACCCAGGAGGAGCUGAGGAGGCUGGCCUCGGAGCUUGAGGCCUUGAGGCGGCAGCUGCUUCAGGAACAAGAGAGCGUCAAACAGGCCCACUUGAGGAAUGAGCACUUCCAGAAGGCGAUCGAAGACAAAAGCCGGAGCUUAAAUGAGAGCAAAAUAGAAAUCGAGCGGCUGCAGUCGCUCACGGAGAAUCUCACCAAGGAGCACCUGAUGCUGGAGGAGGAGCUGCGGAACCUGAGGCUGGAGUACGACGACCUGAGGCGGGGCCGCAGCGAGGCGGACUGCGACAAAAAUGCCACCAUCAACGACCUCAGGAGCCAGCUGCAAGUCAGCAACACCCGGACCCUGGAACUGCAGGGGCUGAUUAACGAUUUACAGAGAGAGAGGGAAAAUUUGAGACAGGAAAUUGAGAAAUUCCAAAAGCAGGCAUUAGAGGCAUCUAACAGGAUUCAGGAAUCAAAAAGUCAGUGCACUCAAGUGGUGCAGGAACGAGAGAGCCUCCUGGUGAAAAUCAAGGUCCUGGAACAAGACAAGGCCAGGCUGCAAAGGCUGGAGGAUGAGCUGAACCGGGCCAAGGCAACGAUGGAGUCGGAAAGCAGGGUUAAGCAGCGCCUUGAGUGUGAGAAGCAGCAGAUCCAGAACGACCUAAAUCAGUGGAAAACCCAAUAUUCCCGUAAGGAGGAGGCCAUGAGGAAGAUCGAAUCAGAAAGGGAGAAGAGCGAGCGGGAGAAGAACAGCAUGAGGAGCGAGAUUGAGAGACUGCAGGCAGAGAUCAAGAGGAUUGAGGAGAGGUGCAAGCGCAAGUUGGAGGACUCGUCCAGGGAUACGCAGUGCCAGCUGGAGACGGAGCGCUCCCGGCUCCAGCGAGAGAUCGACAAGCUCCGACAGCGGCCCUAUGGGUCCCAUCGGGAGACCCAGACGGAGUACGAAUGGACGGUGGACACCUCCAAGCUGGUGUUCGAUGGACUGAGGAAGAAGGUGACAGCGAUGCAGCUCUAUGAGUGCCAACUGAUUGACAAGACAACCCUGGACAAGCUGAUGAAGGGGAAGAAGUCCGUGGAAGAAGUCACUUCUGAAAUCCAGCCUUUCCUUCGGGGUGCCGGAGCGAUUGCUGGAGCAUCUGUCUCUCCUAAGGAAAAGUACUCAUUGGUCGAGGCCAAGAGAAAGAAAUUAAUCAACCCAGAGUCCACCGUCAUGCUUCUGGAGGCCCAGGCAGCCACUGGUGGGAUCAUCGAUCCCCACAGAAACGAGAAGCUGACCGUUGACACUGCCAUUGCCCGGGACCUCAUUGAAUUUGAUGACCGACAGCAGAUCUACACGGCAGAAAAAGCCAUCAUAGGCUUUGAUGAUCCAUUUUCAGGCAAGACAGUAUCUGUCUCUGAAGCUAUCAAGAAAAAUCUGAUCGACAGAGAAACUGGAAUGCGCCUGCUGGAAGCCCAGAUCGCGUCUGGGGGCAUUGUGGAUCCUGUUAACAGUGUCUUUUUGCCAAAAGAUGUAGCCUUGGCCCGUGGGCUGAUCGAUCGGGAUUUGUAUCGAUCACUGAAUGACCCCCGAGACAGUCAGAAAAACUUUAUGGACCCGAUCACCAAAAAGAAGGUCAGUUACAUGCAGCUGAGGGAACGGUGCCGAAUCGAGCCACACACGGGUCUGCUCUUGCUGUCUGUCCAGAAGAGAAGCAUGUCCUUCCAAGGGAUCAGACAGCCCGUGACCGUCACCGAACUAGUCGAUUCUGGCAUUCUGAGACCAUCCACUGUCAAUGAACUUGAGUCGGGGCAGAUUUCUUAUGAUGAGGUUGGUGAGCGGAUCAAGGAUUUUCUCCAGGGUUCAAGCUGCAUAGCUGGCAUCUACAACGAGACCACGAAACAGAAGCUUGGCAUCUAUGAGGCCAUGAAGAUUGGCCUGGUCCGACCCGGCACUGCUCUGGAAUUGCUCGAGGCCCAAGCUGCUACUGGCUUUAUCGUGGACCCCGUUAGCAAUCUGAGGUUACCUGUAGAAGAAGCCUACAAAAGAGGCCUCGUGGGCAUUGAGUUUAAAGAGAAGCUCUUGUCUGCGGAACGAGCUGUCACCGGGUACAAUGAUCCUGAGACAGGGAGCAUCAUCUCCUUGUUCCAAGCCAUGAACAAGGAGCUCAUUGAAAAGGGCCACGGCAUUCGCUUGUUGGAAGCACAGAUCGCUACCGGGGGCAUCAUUGACCCGAAGGAGAGCCAUCGCUUGCCUGUGGACAUGGCCUACAAGAGGGGCUAUUUCAACGAGGAGCUCAGCGAGAUCCUCUCAGAUCCCAGCGAUGACACCAAGGGGUUUUUCGACCCCAAUACCGAGGAAAACCUUACCUAUCUGCAGCUGAAGGAAAGGUGCAUCAAGGAUGAGGAGACAGGGCUCUGUCUUCUUCCUCUGAAAGAGAAGAAGAAGCAGGUGCAGACGUCCCAGAAAAACACCCUCAGGAAGCGGAGAGUGGUCAUCGUUGACCCCGAAACCAACAAGGAGAUGUCCGUUCAGGAGGCCUACAAGAAGGGGCUGAUCGAUUACGAAACCUUCAAAGAACUGUGUGACCAGGAGUGCGAGUGGGAAGAGAUCACCAUCACCGGGUCGGACGGCUCGACCCGAGUGGUUCUGGUCGAUAGGAAGACAGGUAGUCAGUACGACAUUCAGGAGGCCAUUGACAAGGGCCUCGUCGAUCGGAAGUUCUUUGAUCAGUACCGGUCUGGCAGCCUCAGUCUCACGCAGUUCGCUGACAUGAUCUCCCUGAAAAAUGGCAUGGGCAAUAGCGGCAGCCUCGGUGGAGGCGUCAGUGAUGAAGUGUUCAGCAGCUCGAGGCACGAGUCUGUAAGCAAGAUCUCAACCAUAUCCAGCGUCCGGAAUCUAACCAUCCGGAGCAGCUCUCUGUCCGACCCCCUGGAAGAGAGCAGCCCCAUUGCAGCCAUCUUUGACACAGAAAACUUGGAAAAAAUCUCCAUUUCCGAAGGCAUUGAGCGCGGCAUUGUGGAUAGCAUCACAGGCCAGAGGCUUCUGGAAGCUCAGGCCUGCACGGGUGGCAUCAUCCACCCCACCACUGGUCAGAAGUUGUCACUCCAAGAGGCUGUCUCCCAGGGUCUGAUUGACCAGGAUAUGGCCACCAGGCUGAAGCCUGCUCAGAAAGCCUUCAUUGGCUUUGAAGGGGUGAAGGGGAAGAAGAAGAUGUCGGCAGCAGAGGCCGUGAAAGAAAAAUGGCUCCCCUAUGAGGCAGGGCAGCGCUUCCUGGAGUUCCAGUACCUCACAGGAGGGCUGGUUGACCCAGAAGUGCACGGGAGGAUAAGCAAUGAGGAAGCCAUCAGAAAGGGCUUCAUCGACGGCCGAGCAGCUCAGAGGCUGCAAGACACCAACAGCUAUGCCAAAAUCCUGACCUGCCCCAAAACCAAGUUGAAAAUAUCCUACAAGGAUGCUGUGAACCGCUCCAUGGUAGAAGAUAUCACUGGGCUACGCCUUCUGGAAGCAGCCUCCGUUUCCUCCAAGGGCUUGCCCAGCCCUUAUAAUAUGUCUUCUGCCCCAGGCUCUCGCUCCGGCUCUCGCUCCGGCUCUCGUUCCGGCUCUCGCUCCGGCUCUCGCAGUGGGUCCCGGAGGGGCAGUUUCGAUGCAACAGGAAAUUCUUCCUACUCUUAUACUUACUCAUUUAGCAGUAGCUCUAUUGGGCAUUAGUAAGUCAGUUGGAAAUGGUUGCUACGCCUUGGCAGCUUUCAUAUGAAUUUCACUUUAUUAAAUAAUAACGAAAAGCUCAGUGCUUGCAGUAGGAAUGAUAUAACCUUGCUUAAGAAACGGUAGUCAUGCUUGAACUCAAAUAGUAAAGGCUAUUCUGGCUUUUAAUCUUCUUAGACUUUCUUAAAACUAAUGUAAUACACCUUGGAUGUAGUGUAUCUGAAAUGGUAAUCAAUUGUAAGGAUAGCACAAAUUGAAUUUAGAAUGUGUUUCCUCCUUUCUGAGGUUAGAUUUUUGGACUAACUCUUCUUGAAUUCUUUUUGGCAUUUAAUAUAGAUUUCUAUUCUUAAGAUAAAAAUGGAUAAUUGAUAUUUCAGUCAUUCUGUUUCUCACCUAAAUGUUACCAUAUCUUUCGCUCACCCCUACCCACAAAAUCACCCAAAACCAAGCAUUUUGGAAUGAGUCUCCCUUAGUUUCUGAAUGUAGAUUGUAUAACACAUGUACUAUCAAAUGUCCUUGUUUGGUUUGGUACUAAUUUGACUGCAUAUGCAUGAUAGCUGCAAUCUUUGCUUUGCUUGGUCAAAGCUUCCUGUUUAUUUUGCUUGUCAGUUUCAGUGUACUUUUUAAAAGGUUGGCUAUUCUGUCAAUAAAGUUUUAGACUUUUGAA
This is a messenger RNA of Echinops telfairi (small Madagascar hedgehog), 9175 nucleotides long. It is a transcript of the gene DSP, whose product is annotated as desmoplakin. The coding region runs from base 1 to 8511 and encodes 2836 amino acids. Gene Ontology annotation, molecular function: protein binding; structural molecule activity. Gene Ontology annotation, biological process: cell-cell adhesion; intermediate filament cytoskeleton organization; wound healing. Gene Ontology annotation, cellular component: intermediate filament; plasma membrane; cytoskeleton. Lineage: Eukaryota; Metazoa; Chordata; Mammalia; Afrosoricida; Tenrecidae. The record is from RefSeq and is a predicted model, not a curated record. The transcript is spliced from 24 exons.